This is a messenger RNA of Juglans regia (Persian walnut), 972 nucleotides long. Its product is annotated as serine carboxypeptidase-like 45. The record is from RefSeq and is a predicted model, not a curated record. Gene Ontology annotation, cellular component: vacuole. The transcript is spliced from 7 exons. NCBI's taxonomy places the organism in Eukaryota, Viridiplantae, Streptophyta, Magnoliopsida, Fagales, Juglandaceae. Gene Ontology annotation, molecular function: serine-type carboxypeptidase activity. Gene Ontology annotation, biological process: proteolysis. The coding region runs from base 1 to 972 and encodes 323 amino acids.
AUGGAAAUUAUUCAGAAAAAGUUGAAAUGCCCUGUGGGAAUUAAUAAGGUCAAUGAUCUGAGCAUGUCUCGUCGGAUAGGAGAAUUUGGGUCUUCUGCAGAUGUGGUAACGGCCCUGCCUGGACAGCCCGAAAAUGUUUCUUUUAAGCAGUAUUCUGGUUACAUUACCACGGAUGCUCAGCAUGGCCGAGCUCUAUUCUAUUACUUUGUCGAAGCUGAAUCAGCUAACCCAUUUUCACACCCCUUGACCUUGUGGCUCAAUGGAGGUCCCGGUUGUUCUUCGCUUGGUUUUGGCGCGUUUAUGGAACACGGUCCCUUCCAACCAGGAGACAAUGGACUUCUUGUUAAGAACGAAUAUUCAUGGAACUUGGAGUCAAACAUGUUGUAUGUUGAGUCACCUAUUGGGGUUGGAUUUUCCUACUCUAACACCAGCUCCGAUUACGUGAUCUGGAACGAUACUCAGACUGCCGAAGAUAAUUUGAGGUUUAUAAUAAACUGGCUGGAAGAAUUCCCAAACUACAAAGACUCUGAGUUCUUCUUAACCGGUGAAAGCUAUGCAGGGCACUACAUCCCCCAGCUCGCAGCGUUGUUGAUGGAGUACAACAGGAAUCCCAAUAUCAAACCCAUCAAGCUAAAAUCCAUUGCUCUUGGAAAUCCACUCUUGGACAUAGACAUCAGCGUGCAGGCUGGAGACUACUUGUGGGCACAUGGAGCAAUAUCUGAUGAAACACUGAUGCUGGAGAAGACGGUCUGCAAUGACUCAAAGUAUCUUCGGGAAUACGUCCACGAUCAAUGGUCUCAAGGAUGCAACGAUGUGUUUAAUAGAGUUUCAGACGAAAUCAGCGAGGACGUUGCUACUGAUGACCUACUCUUGCCUAAAUGUUUGUCGUCAACCUCGGCCGAGCAAUUUAGGAUCACGGGGAAGCAUGCAGGGAAAACUCAUGCAGCGGUAUAUAUGCACAGUGGUUUAUGA